Molecule: messenger RNA, 691 nt
Organism: Cotesia congregata
Lineage: Eukaryota; Metazoa; Arthropoda; Insecta; Hymenoptera; Braconidae
Source: the annotation of a GenBank genome assembly
UACCUUGAUUCAGACACACCAGGGAUACCUUUUUACUACUUCUUAUUAUUUCUAAAUGAUUUUUAUAAUCUAAUUAUUUUAUUUCUCUUAUACAGGGAAGCCAAUAAAAUUACAGUUUUCUCAGUAAAAGUUGCGUUGUCAACCCUGUGUGCAGGAAAACUUAUUGAUAAAUUUCGUUAUAUUUACUCCCAAAUAUCGGACAAUAAUGGCCAUAUGAUUCAUUGGAAAUUUUCGGAAUUCUUGAAAGAAAUAUUAUCUCUUCCCGCUGCAGUAUAUGAAACACCAUCUUUUCCAUACUCAGAAGAUUUAAGUAACUCAAUUAUACCAUCAGACUCAAAAGUAACAGUUAACAAUUUUCUCGAUAUAUUCAUGUCAGAUUCAGGGCCACAUUGUUUGAUUUGGUUACCAUUAUAUCAUAGAAUUGCUAACGUUGAAUCAGGUAUGGAAAAAUUUUUUUCACCUCUUGCAGUUUCACUGUCCGAAGAAUUCAAUUAUCAUUUAAGGUUAAAUUAAGUACAAAACAAUGGUCUACUUUGAUUGUAAGACAGUGAGACAACUUCGACUCAAUAUAUCUUGGAAAAGUGAAGUUUCCGUAAUAUAUAGAAUGAUUCUUUCUAUUUUAAUUAAAUUCUUGUAAUUGGAUAUCAAUUAGGUUAAAAUCAAAAAUUCGUCAGAUUGGAUUCAUUUAUUU